AUGGCAACCCCAUCUCCGCCUCUAACCGUUUUCACAGUCCUCAACGAAUCCAAGCGCAUAGUCAACGCCCACUCCCGCCACUUCUUAGCCCUCUCAGUCCUCUUCCUCCUCCCUCUCGCCUUCUCCUCCACCGUCUACCCCACCAUCCAGAACCUUCUCGCCGAUCGAGUCAGAGACAACCCCAAGCUAUUCCUCGAAAUCUCAACUUUGGACGCCCAACGGCGCCAACCCAUCAUCCCCGCCAAAACCCUUCUUGUCGCCCUCGCUUUCUCCCUCUUCGCCGUCGUCUUCUCUCUCUGCGCCCUGGGGUCGAUCACUUACAGUGUGUUUCACGGAUUCUAUGGCCGGCCGGUUAAGCUCGUCUCCGCCGUCAAAUCCGUCGCCUCCUCCUUCCUUCCCCUGUUGGGUACUGCUCUAAUUUCCCAGAUCCUCAUUUUAUUGCGCUGA
Molecule: messenger RNA, 447 nt
Organism: Malus domestica (apple)
Lineage: Eukaryota; Viridiplantae; Streptophyta; Magnoliopsida; Rosales; Rosaceae
Source: RefSeq, a predicted model, not a curated record